Messenger RNA from Schistosoma guineensis, 2396 nucleotides. Lineage: Eukaryota; Metazoa; Platyhelminthes; Trematoda; Strigeidida; Schistosomatidae. The record is from the annotation of a GenBank genome assembly.
GUGGUUGUGACCUUUCUUUAGAUGGUAGUCCUGAUGAGAUUCUGUAACUAGUUGCUGGAUAUAACUUGUCUAGCUUGUAUCCUGCUACUGUAGGAAAUCUCAAACUUAAAAUAAAUAAUUUUCGUAUGAGUGUAGGCAUGGCCAUGCAAAUUGUUCAAGGUUUCGUGUGCUGUCUAGUUUGCCUUAUUAAAAUUCUUGGUAGUGAUUAGUGAGGUAUAAGUAUCUUUACUCACGCUCUUUAGGCCCUCUUCCCCUCGUUUUUUCAUUAUUCUAAGGUAACAGUCACCUCUAAGUGUCGGUUCCACAACUUAUUGAUAAGCUUCCAAGAAUUUCUUAUAUAACUCAUUUUUCAUCUUUUUGAAACCGAAAUCAAUGACAGUUUAUAUAAGCUUCAGACACUCAUCGGAAAUGUGGCUGAAAAUAUUGACUACAGAAGGUGUAACUGAGAAUGCUGAAGACGUUUGACCGCUGUUUCAUUCUACUGCUUGGUAUAAGUUUCAUCCCAUGCAUGUUUUUUCUUAGUAUCCUAAUGGCGACCUCAAUAUUCAUGUUGCGUGGAUAUUUAUGUUCAGAUUACAUGACAGUUACCCUGGUGCGUAUUUAUGGUGGCCACUAAUAAAAUGCUAGGGUCGCCCACAUUAAUUUAUAUUUUGAACCAUUUUUAUUCUUAAUGUAGAAUUUUGCAUGUUGUUAAUGAGUGAUUUUUAAUCGAUAUCCGGCUUUCAAAUGACUGUUUUUAGGCUAUUAUUGAUAUAAUUUACCAAAUCCUCUUUUAGUCUUAAACUGAACAAUCUGGAACAUUUCGUACAGCAAUUCAAGUAGUUGGAAUUGUAUUCUUCAGUUCUUUCGAAUAACACAAACGUUUACGACGAAAUGAAGUUGGUUGGAAGUGCAUUGUACAUUGUUGGCUGACAUGAUUUAUUGUUAUUUGGUGCAUUAACCACAAUGUAGGAAUUUAACUACCAGUUGUAUAUAUUUUCUCCUGUGUGACAAGUUCUUUUAACUGUGUGUGACUCCAAUUACUUUAAGUUUUCAUUAAAACUUUGUACGAAAUUGUUCAGUGUAUUUUACCUCAGAGCCACAGAAUAUUACUGUUUUGGUUGGAAUAUUAUCUAGGGUUUUCAUCACGAACUGACAUCAACUAUAAUGCCAAAACUAUUUUACCAAAAUUCCGCGCCCUGUUAUGUCAUACCUCGUAUAUGUGCUGUGCUUCGACGGAAAAAUAAUUGUCUCUUAUAUUGUUUUUAUAUUAUUUAAUUGAAUGCUAAACGUUUUUUAUUUAAUUCAGGUGAUAUUCUUAGACUUCAAAGAUGGCUUAUGAGAUCUCUGUUCCUGAUGCGUAUAGGUAUAGAACGAUUUUCGAUCAACUUCAGCCAACCUAUGGGAAAUUAUCUGGGGAAAAAAUUAGAGAGGUAUUUUUAAAGUUUCAGUUACCAGUUGAAACUCUUGGAAAAAUAUGGGACCUUUCAGAUAUUGAUAAUGAUGGUAGUCUAGAUCAGAGCGAGUUCAUUGUUGCUAUGCAUUUGGUCCAUCAGUCACUGGAGGGUAAAAUAUUACCGGACAAACUACCAAAGAAUUUAGUUCCUCCUGACAAAGAACAUUAUUUUUCAAACUCUACGUCUAUUAAUAAUUCCAUGUUGUGUUUACCGCCUAUUACUAGUGAUGCUGAUUUUAAUUUGGCACUAGUCCCUGUGCAGUCUACAUCAGAAUUAAAUCCAAAACAGAGUACUGGAUAUUUAUCAGCGCUUGUAUCCGCUUUUCCAACCGGUGAAACAUUAACUACACAGUCAACUCAUACAACUCCCACUGUUUGGGCUCUGUCUGGUCAUCAACCUUAUCUUCAGUCGUAUAAUUUUCCAGAAUGGGCUAUUUCAGCAGACGAACAUGCAAAAAAUCUGAGAGUUUUUGCUGCCCUAGAUAUGGAUGCUGAUGGGUUAGUUUCAGGCCCUGAAGUGAGAGAUAUUCUGAUGCGAUCCGGUUUACCUCAAGAUAUUCUCGCUCAUAUAUGGGAGCUGGUUGAUAUACAAAAUACUGGUUUGUUAAACAGUGAACAGUUUACAGUGGCCAUGCAUUUGGCAACGGAACAGUUAUCUGCGGGCUUAUCUAAUCGUACCCUUCCUAAUGUACUUCCACCAGCUUUACUUCCACCAAGUUUGCGCCCUAUUCCUCCAGAUCCGUCUAUUUAUGAAGAAUCUAACAAACUAAUUGUAGAAAUAGAAGCAUUAAGCCGUACUACUACUACUACUACUACUGCUACUACUAUUACUACUACUACUACUACUACUACUACUACUACUACUACUACUAAUAAUAAUAAUAAUAAUAAUAAUAAUAAUAAUAAUAAUAAUAGUAAUAAUAAUAAUAAUAACAAUAAUAGUGUUGAUGCAGCUAUUUGA